AUGUUCGAGCACGUUGGCAGAAACAACUACGGGGCUUACUUCGACAAGUGCUACGAGCUGCUGAACGACGACGGCAUCAUGCUCAUCCACACCAUGGGCUCCGCCCUGCGGGCCGACUGGAACCACGGCAGCUUCAUCAACAAGUACAUCUUCCCCGGCGUGGAGCUGCCGCGGAUUUCCGACCUCACUCAGGAGUACAGCGACCGCUGGCACCUGGAGGACCUGCACUGCUUCGGCAAGGGCUACGUGCAGACCUGCCGCGGGUGGCUCGACAACCUGCGAGACUGGAAGGGGCUGGAGGACACGCCCGCCAGCGAGAGGCGCAUGUGGGAGUACUACCUCGCCGCGGGCGCGGCGGCGUUCGAGAGGCGGCGGUGCCAGUUGUGGCAGGUGGUGUACACCAAGCUCGACAGCCCGAGAAGGGACGGCUGUUACCACAUCCGCGCCCCGCAGGAGGCGUGA
This is a messenger RNA of Prorocentrum cordatum, 462 nucleotides long. The record is from the annotation of a GenBank genome assembly. Lineage: Eukaryota; Dinophyceae; Prorocentrales; Prorocentraceae.